This is a messenger RNA of Acytostelium subglobosum LB1, 2274 nucleotides long. RefSeq lists its product as hypothetical. The record is from RefSeq and is a predicted model, not a curated record. The coding region runs from base 1 to 2274 and encodes 757 amino acids. The transcript is spliced from 8 exons. NCBI's taxonomy places the organism in Eukaryota, Evosea, Eumycetozoa, Acytosteliales, Acytosteliaceae. Gene Ontology annotation, biological process: mitotic spindle assembly checkpoint signaling; endoplasmic reticulum to Golgi vesicle-mediated transport. Gene Ontology annotation, cellular component: RZZ complex.
AUGGCUUCAAAGACAUCAUCUCGAUCCAAGCUGUCAUCGGACAAGAACAAGAGCAGCAUCAACGACAACAACAGUAACAUAUCUUCCACCAACAACAAUAGCAACAACAAUAACAAUAAUAACAACAAUAGUAACAACAAUGAUAGUGUAGUAAGAACUAAAGACAAUGAAUUCUUGAAUAAACUUAUAAAGAGUGGAGAUGCGAUAAAGUAUAUGUAUGAGUUGGUGAAUGAGAAUGAACCGAUAAGAGUGUCUACAUCAUCGUCAUCACUGUCAUUGCAAGAUGAGCCGACCGAUCUGCUCAAUCACCCGCAAAAGUUGGAGGUCUACUUCACAUCACUGGUCGACGUGCUGGUCGAUCUCAAGAAGCACCUUAGCAACACGGUCAAGACUGAGCUCAAGCGAACGUCUGGCGUCGAUAUCAUGUCGCUGAGGAAUGAUGUACUGGCAUUGGACGAGCAAAAGAAUGCCACGAUCAAGGCAGUCAAUCAGCCGGUGGAGGGCGUCAUUGCCAAGGUCCAGUCGAACGUCAACUAUGACCAACAACUCAAACAGCGAUUGCAAUCAAUCGACGAGACACUGGGCGUGCUGGACUACUUUGAGCGCUAUCACUCACUCUCCUCACAUUACACGCUGGCGUACGAUCAACACAACUAUAUGGAGGCCACCAGGCUGCUGCUCGAGAUGGAGUCGACGCAGAAGCAUCUGCCCGAGCACUUGAUGAACAAUCAUCCAUUCCCCAGGAUCAUCCCAACGCUGCACGAUCAAUUCAAAAAGAGGAAGAACAAUCUCAAGACAUUGCUACUUGAUCACUUUACCAACGCGGUGAUGAUCAACCGCUCAGAGGUGGUGCUCAACACCAACUCGCACGAGUUGAUACAGUCGCUAAAGAAGCUGGGUCUUCUCAACUCUGUCAUCACAUCAGUGUCUGCUCAGUUGUUCAACAUCCUCGUGUCACCAUUCCUCAAGGCAACCAAAGUGUCGCUCCAGUCCACCCAUUCACUCCAAUGUGGCACGACGACCAAUGGCAACAAGAUGCACUUCCUAAUCGAUCCUCUGUUGGACAACAAACAAUCAGUAUCAAUUGAGAGUAUAUACCAUGUCCUGCAGGACUUGUUCACAUUCAUUUAUAAACAUCUGUUUGGAUCGGAGAAGGAACUAAUGGAGAAGGUUGGUGAUGAGAUAUGGUGCGACACUCAAUCAAUCAUCGAACAAAGUAGUCUCAGAUCACUUGUACCAAGUGAUGCCACUCACUUACCAUUGUUCCAGUCAAUCCAAAAGCAUACCAAAGAGUUUGAAUCACACAUGGCCGAUAUUGAGAAGAAGAGGGAUCAUUUGUUGUAUUGUGCCCGAGAGAUAAUUGUAAAGGACAAACUGAUAUUCAAGAGUGUCAACAGCUUAUUCCUACUCUGUGACAAGGCAUUGGCAGAGUCAAACAAGGCGUCCCCACUUUGCUCCAAGAAGAUAUUCCAAGGAUGCAGAGAUGUAUUUGAUCUGUUCAGGAUCAUGUAUUUAAAGUAUCACAAGGCCAAGCUUGUUGUACCUCUUAUGGCCUGUCUAUACUAUAACAGUUGUUUAUUCUUGGCGCGAUGUUUACUCAUUCCCUAUGAGCUUCGAUUAGGAGUACAACAACAGGACAACAAGACAUUAUUCACAUUCGUAGACUACGCACCAUUGUUCACUACACAUUCCAAAGAGUUCUUUAAGAAGUAUCUCGGCGACCAGAUGGCCAGUAUCCUGGCAUACUACGAUCAGUGCAAUGAAUUGGACAACACCAAAGAGGACUCUGUAAUGAGCAACACAGAGUUGAACUUUAAACGAAUGGUCAAUGAAAUAACAAAGCUUUCAUCAACAUGGAAGUUGGUGUUUCCACGCGAGGACUACUUUGGCCUGAUCGCACACUUUGUGGACCGAAUCCUAUCAACCUUCAUUGAGCUAGUCUUGAAGCUGGAGAAUAUAUCCUCUUUAGAGACAUCCAGACUUAGCCAACUCUGUUCAUUAUUCCUCUCCUUUGAACAACUUUUCCUCUAUCAAGGUGAAUCAGAGGAUUUGGCCAAGGACCGUGUGAAGUUGGUACACAGUUGGAAGAAGUUCUGGCAACUCAACAAGGUGUUGGAUGUGACACUGGCAGAGAUAGUGGCCAUGUACAACAAGAAACAGUUGAAGAGGUUGUCCAACAAGGAGUUGGAACUGUUGGUCAGGAGUAUCUUUGCAGAGUUUGAUCUGCGUACCACUUUCCUCAAGACACUGGCAUCAAACAGAGUCAAUCAGUAG